AUGAUUCAAAAUGAAUACACUGAGUUAAUGGACAUGGUGGACGAGUUAUAUCUGCCUAUAUUCACUAAGAUAAACAAAAUGUUCUCAGAAGAACUGGAAGUUAUCAGAAAUCAUCAUUCUUUUGAAACAUUGAAGUUUAUGCCAAAAACACCGAGGAUAAGCUUUGAAGAGGGGAUUCAAAUGCUUAAGAUAUGA
Arabis nemorensis is the source of this 195-nucleotide messenger RNA. Lineage: Eukaryota; Viridiplantae; Streptophyta; Magnoliopsida; Brassicales; Brassicaceae. The record is from the annotation of a GenBank genome assembly.